AAAAAAGUUAAAUUAUGUCAAAAACAAAACUUGGAGAGGAAUUUUGGAAAAAAACAGAGAAAGUCAAUGCAGAAUUAUUUGUUUUAACAUAUGGGUCAAUUGUCGCACAAUUAUGUAAAGAAUAUGAUGAUUAUGCUCAAGUAAACAAAGAACUCGAUAAUAUGGGAUAUAAUAUUGGUGUACGAUUAAUUGAAGAUUUUUUAGCACGAACAAAUAUAGGAAGAUGCAAAGAUUUUUGUGAAACAGCAGAAGUAAUUGCAAAGAUAGGAUUUAAACUUUUUCUUAAUAUCACACCAACAGUUACAAAUUUUUCUCCAGAUAAUAAACAAUUUUCAUUAAUUUUUGAUGAGAAUCCACUUUCAGAUUUUGUAGAACUUCCAGAUGAUGGAAGAGCACAGGAUGAACUUUGGUAUUCAAAUAUUUUAUGUGGCGUACUUAAAGGCGCAUUAGAAAUGAUACAGCUUCAAGUCGAAGCACAUUUUGUUAGCGAUGUAUUACGGGGAAAUGAUCAUACAGAAAUGCGAGUUGUUUUGAUUAAAGUAAUUGAUGAUGAAUUGCCUCUUUCAGAAAUUUAA
Pneumocystis murina B123 is the source of this 575-nucleotide messenger RNA. RefSeq lists its product as hypothetical. Gene Ontology annotation, biological process: endoplasmic reticulum to Golgi vesicle-mediated transport; intra-Golgi vesicle-mediated transport. The record is from RefSeq and is a predicted model, not a curated record. Lineage: Eukaryota; Fungi; Ascomycota; Pneumocystomycetes; Pneumocystales; Pneumocystaceae. The coding region runs from base 15 to 575 and encodes 186 amino acids. The transcript has 6 exons. Gene Ontology annotation, cellular component: cytosol; TRAPP complex; cis-Golgi network membrane.